This is a messenger RNA of Parus major (Great Tit), 426 nucleotides long. RefSeq names its product KAT8 regulatory NSL complex subunit 3 (gene KANSL3). Gene Ontology annotation, biological process: positive regulation of transcription by RNA polymerase II. Gene Ontology annotation, cellular component: NSL complex. The record is from RefSeq and is a predicted model, not a curated record. Lineage: Eukaryota; Metazoa; Chordata; Aves; Passeriformes; Paridae. The annotation marks the transcript as partial. The transcript has 3 exons.
CGGAGGAUCGCCGUGGAUAAAUGCGCCCGCCGCGUGCGCCAGGCCCUGGCCAGCGUCAACUGGGACACCAAACUCAUCCAGUGGCUCCACACCACCCUGGUGGAAACCCUCAGCCUGCCCGUGCUGGCUGCUUACCUGGAUGCCCUGCAGACCCUGAAAGGAAAGAUUCCGGCGUUGAUCGAUAGGAUGUUGUUGUCCUCCACGGCCAAGACGGGAGCAGCGGGGGCUGAGGCGCUGUCACUGCUGCUCAAGAGGCCCUGGGACCCUGCUGUGGGUGUUCUGUCUCAUAAUAAACCUAGCAAACUGCCGGGAUCUCCCCUGAUCCUCAUCGCGUCCUCCGGCCCCGCCAGCUCCGUGUUCCCCACGUCCCGACGGCAGCGAUUCUGGCAGUCCCAGCUCUCCUGCCUGGGGAAGGUCUGUGGGGCU